GGGUUAUAUUACGUGGACACACACAGAAAGCCUCCAAACCAAAACGACACCUACACCUAUAAAUGAUGUAUAAACUACAAUGACACCGUGGCCUGUUGUUAAGCUUACACCAUUUUUCAGACUGUAGUUCAGGUGACUCCUCCUCCAGCGUUUAACCCCUCCCCCUCAGCCCCGCAGUUUGCACUCGGUCGCCGGUGAGCACAGACCCCUCCCCCUCCCCCCUGCAUGCUAAUGAUCCGCUCCCCUUGUCCCUCGCGCCAUCCGUUUGGCUCUGUGAGCUUGCUAGAACCCCGCUGCAGUUACUCCAAGCAGUGGGGCUGCUGCUCUAUAAACUCACUUGUGCCCGUCCUGUCAGACCAUCCAUACAAAGCGACUGGUCACGUCCCGGAGCUGUUCAUGCCGCCCUCGCCGGCUCCAGAUACCGACCUCACCACAAGCAACGCAAGAGCGACUUAAAAAGACAACAAAAAAAACGACGGGAGCCAUCGUUGAGACGACGUCGGUUGGUCAACGCGCAGAAUCCUUCGACCAACCGUUCUGUGAGGAUUUUUUUUGUUGUCCACGAAAAGAGGAGGAGUCUAUUUGUAAGAGAAAGGGGAGAGCACUCGGUCGAGUUCGCGGAGGCACAAUUACUCAGUCGUUGUGGAAAAGCUCACUAGUUUUCUGGUGAAUGCUGAAACCGGUGGACUUUUUUCGAAUAGAGAGCAAGGUAUUGUAGCGGGCGAAGGAACUGGACAGCGGCAGCAGGAGGAGGCGCAGACGGUCUGCGGUAGCGCGAGACUGAAAAUCGCGGGAACGUUACUUCGGCCACGCGAAGAGUCGACGCAGCAAUGGAAGUUGUCAUGAGCGAGGAGAAGAAGAAGAUUUUUCGUGCCAGGAAAACCAUGAAGAUCAGCGACCGGCAGCAGCUGGAGACUCUGCACGGCACUUUGACAGCCGGUCCAGGUGUAUUGGACGCAUCGCCGGCACCGCCUCUGUUGAACGGCACGCACAAAGAGGAUGAACCAAGAGCGGGGGACAAAGAGCAAAACAGCGCAUCAGACUCAAACUCUGGGGUGGCUUCCCCCUCCUCGCCCACCCCUUUCCUGUCCCUCAAUCUGUCCCCGUCCCCCGCCUCUUCGCAUAGUCCUAUGCCUAAGGACGAAACUCCAACUUCUCCCACGUCAUCAUUUCACUCGCUGAACUUUGAAAUUAAAAAGAUGGAGGGCGAUGAGAAGGAAAUUGAGUUGAAGGAGAAGGAGAGGAAAGGCUCGCCACUGUCCUCGUCAAAGGAGUCUGUUACGCCAACAUCAACAGACUCCAAGGAAAACCACCAAAAAGACUCUGACCUGACCCCAAAGAUUGAGAAGAAAAAGGAGGACCAGAAUGCAACAAAUGUAAACGCGGAUGUGGAUAAAAUAAAAGAGGAAAAGCCCUUUUGCCCCAAAUCUACUACUGCCAAUUCCUCUCGCCUGGCACCCUCUUCUAAGGAUCUAAAACAACAACAGGAAACCGGAGAGAUCAAAAAGGAGGAGGAGGCUGUAAAGAAAGGAUCGAUUCCCGAGGAAAAGAUGGAGCUGGAUUCGACUAAAAAGGAAAAGACUGAAGUUCGACCAACAAAAAAGCCCUCUCGGCCAUCUUCUACUCCACCAGCUAAUACAGUAGCACAGGAGGAGAAGGGCUCUACAUCGGGACUGAAGCGCACCUUGUCGGAGGGUUUCGAAAAAGACGGACAAACGGUGAAACGAGAGGGGAAAAGGCCCAAGGUGGAUUGCCAGGAGCUGGAGGCCCAGCUGGAAUUUAAAUUUACCACCAAAGCCGGUGGUCACAACAAACUUGAAAAGAUUGUGCAACAGCUGGUCGAUGAGCGGCUGAGGGUCCUGGAGCAGACCAUUUUCAACAAACACUUCCAAGAGCUGAAGGACAGAGUAGACAAGAUCGACUGUGCCACUAAACACCAAACAGCCGUCACCACGCUCCAGGCUAAGAUAAACCGCCUCACAAAGAAGUUUGGAGAAGCCAAUCAGGCGUCGGAGAACAAACGGAAAGCGGAUGCCCUCGCUGCUGUGACUGCCGCCACAGCGGCGGCUGCCGCCACUGCUGCUGCUGCCACUGCUGCCAAGACCGUGACUGUUGCUAACAGUCCUCAAGUUCAACGGCCAGUCCGUACUUCCAUGGAGCUAAAGCAGAUCGGCGGAAGCGUUUCCUCGUCCACCACAGUCGCCAAUCCAGCCAUGUUGGCGCCGGUCUCAGGUCUGGCCCACGUGGCCUCGUCUAACGCCAUGGUCUCGCAGGCCUCCAUCCUCCAGCUGAUCAGCACCACUUCUAAUGCUGGUUCCAACCUGGCCACAGGCAUCACCACUCAGAGCCCCAUGGGCACGCUGGUGCUGAAGACUGCCAGUGGGGGCAACUUGAUGGCAGGGGGCCAGCCGCUUCUCAUCCAGCUGCCAUUGUCGAUGACUAACGGCCCGGCGGGGACGCUGGUCAACAUCCCCAUGUCCUCGCUGUCCGCGGCUGGCUCGCUUGGCAAGGCCAAGACCACGUCCACCACAACUUUCAUACUCAAGCCGGCCCCCCCCAUCACAACCUCGCCGGCCUUGGCGCCAGCGGUCGCCACCGUUCCGGCGCUCCAGGCCUCCGCCGGCCAGAUGGCACCGACCCAGAUCACUCUGGCCCGGGCAGUGUACCAGGGCGGGGCAGGGGGCAUAACUACGCCCAACGCGGGGGUAUCAGUGACCACGGCCAGGACACCGGCUCAGUCCGUGUCCGUAGCGGGUGCUCUGUCAUCAGCCUCGUCACCUGCAACCUCCGGACCCGCAGCCACAGGUUCCACCGCUCCGGGACCCCCACAGGGGACGUCUCUGACGUCAAAGACAGACAACCAAGCUACAGAAUCCACUCCAUCUAAAGCAGCUGCUCCAUCAGGACGACCCAAAGGCUCCGUCAUCGAUCUCACCGAGGACGACGACGAUGUACAAGUGACGGGGGUGAAGAGCGCCACUAUCGCGGCUGCCUCCCCCACCCAGAGGCUGCACCCGGUCAUCAGCGUUCCUAACUGUAAGACCACGUUAUACUGUGUGGCAGCAAGGUCGUCCCCGCAAAGCAAUCAGAGCGCUUCCAGCAAUCCUCAGUUGACAAUCCACCACCGCCCCCCCCAGGAUUCUCCGAAAAAACCGCGCCCCGUUACCACUAGUACGCCGACCCGGAACUCCACCGUGGUGCUGCCCCCCCUCCCUGCUGCACCCGUGCCCUCCCGACUCCCCCCUGAGGGAGAGCGGUCGUCGCCUCCCCAGCAGCCUCAGCUGAAGCUGGUGCCGAGUCAGACGGGCAUAGUGCUGUCCUGGUGCGUCGCCGAGACAGACCGCACCUGCGCGGCCGUGGACAGCUAUCACCUGUACGCCUUCCACCAAGACAACUCGAGCGGCAGCGCGGCGCAGCAGCACUGGAAGAAGAUCGGGGAGGUGAACGCCCUUCCGCUGCCCAUGGCCUGCACGCUGACCCAGUUCCAGUCCGGCUCCACCUAUCAUUUUGCCGUUCGAGCUAAAGACAUCUAUGGCCGCUUUGGCCCUUUCUGCGAACCUCAGUGCACAAACGUGAUCAAUUCCAGCGCCAGCUGAACAGUUCAAGGAGUGGAAAACCAUUUCUUUGCAUUAAAAAGUUUGUGACUCCCCCUACUUUUUUGUAUUAGAAAUCUGAGUAUUGUGCAUUGAACUCAUACAGUAUCUGUAAAUAUAUCUCUGCAUAACAACUGGACUUCUGACUGAGCUGGAGAAUCGAAGAGCACGGUUGGAACUCUCUCGUUAAUGUUCUUAUUGUAUUUUUUGUGAUUCAAUAUGUUGUAUAUAAUUGGAUUACUUUGAUCUUCAACCAAGUCAGAUAUUUAUGUUGGUCUACUGUUACUCUGACCUGGAUGUCUAUUGCGUCUCUCCAGAACAGGAGAGGAUCUGAUUUGCACAGAAAUGUAUAAAUGUGUGCUAGAAACUGAAUGAUAGCUUUUGUAAGUUUUGUCUGGCAACCAGACUUUGACAGACACAAUAAAAAUGUUUUUUUAA
Pungitius pungitius (ninespine stickleback) is the source of this 4031-nucleotide messenger RNA. RefSeq names its product activating transcription factor 7 interacting protein (gene atf7ip). Gene Ontology annotation, biological process: regulation of DNA-templated transcription. The record is from RefSeq and is a predicted model, not a curated record. Gene Ontology annotation, cellular component: transcription regulator complex; nucleus. Gene Ontology annotation, molecular function: protein binding; transcription coregulator activity. The coding region runs from base 831 to 3596 and encodes 921 amino acids. The transcript is spliced from 13 exons. NCBI's taxonomy places the organism in Eukaryota, Metazoa, Chordata, Actinopteri, Perciformes, Gasterosteidae.